This is a messenger RNA of Eublepharis macularius, 2052 nucleotides long. RefSeq names its product vomeronasal type-2 receptor 26-like. Gene Ontology annotation, molecular function: G protein-coupled receptor activity. Gene Ontology annotation, biological process: G protein-coupled receptor signaling pathway. Bases 1 to 2052 code for a protein of 683 amino acids. The record is from RefSeq and is a predicted model, not a curated record. NCBI's taxonomy places the organism in Eukaryota, Metazoa, Chordata, Lepidosauria, Squamata, Eublepharidae. The transcript has 4 exons. Gene Ontology annotation, cellular component: membrane.
AUGGUCCCAAAUGAAGCCCAGCAGUACAUGGGGAUUAUCCGUUUACUUCAGCAUUUUGGAUGGAAGUGGGUCGGGCUGUAUGCUGUGGAUGAUGAGAGUGGAGAACGUUUCUUGCAGGCCCUGGAGUCACUCUUUCCCCAGCAUGGAUUGUGUCCUGCAUUCAUAGAAAGAAUUCCAAGACAAAUCUAUUUGACCAACCUGCUUGAAAUCAAUGACAUGGUCUUAAAUAUUUAUCAGCCUGCUUCAGAUGCUAAAGUCAAUACUUUGGUCCUCUAUGGAGAAACUUUCACCUUUUUAUGGCUGACUUAUUUUAUGCUUCUUGGAUCUCCUGGACAUAAAGAAAAUGUGUCUGAUGGAAAGGUGUGGAUUAUGACCGCCCAGAUCGAUUUUGCUUUAACGAGUAUUCUAUCACUUUCUGAUUUGCAAAUCUUCCAAGGUGCCAUUUCCUUCAUGAUUCCCUCCAAUGAGCUUCUACGGUAUCAAGAAUUCCUUCAGCUCAUCAGACCUUGCUGGACCCAAAGAGGCAGUUUUCUGAAGAGCUUCUGGGAGCAAGCAUUCAACUGUUUUUAUCCAAAUUGCAACAUGCCCACGGAAGUCAAUGGAACAUGCACUGGGGAAGAGAGGUUGGAGAACCUCCCUGGGCCUGUUUUUGAAAUGCACAUGACUGGCCACAGCUAUAGCAUCUAUAACGCUGUCUAUACUGUGGCCCAUGCUUUGCACGCCAUGUACGCAUCUAGAUCCAAUCACAGAACAACAGCAGGUGGUAAAAGGGUUUCAGAUAUCCAGCCUUGGGAGCUCCACGCUUCACUUCGAGACAUUUCCUUUAACAACUCUGCUGGAGGAAUCCUGUCUUUCAAUGCAAACAAAGAAAUGAAAGCUGGCCUUGAUAUCAUGAACCUGGUCACAUUCCCUAACAAUUCCAUCUUUAGAAGGAAAGUUGGAAGAAUGGAUAACAGUGAUCCCGAAGGACAAGAGUUAGUCAUUGAUGAGCAAAUGAUUGUGUGGCCCAGGCGUUUUAACCAGGUGCUGCCCAUUUCUCUGUGUAGUGAAUCCUGUCUCCCUGGUUAUCAGAAGAAAAAGAAAGAUGGGGAGAAAUUUUGCUGCUAUGAUUGCGUUCCAUGCCCAGAAGGGAAGAUUUCCAACCAGAAAGACAUGGAUGACUGUAUCAGUUGUCCAGAAGAUCAGUAUCCAAGCAGGAACAGACACGAGUGCAUUCCCAAGACAAUAAGCUUUCUCACUUACGAAGAACCUUUAGGGAUCAGCUUAGCCUCACUUGCUGUUUCUUUGUCCCUCAUCACGGCCUUGGUGCUGAGAACUUUCAUUAAACACAGAGAUACUUCCAUUGUCAAAGCCAACAACCGGGAUAUCUCAUACACUCUCCUCAUCUCCCUCCUGCUCUGCUUCCUCUGCUCUUUGCUCUUUAUUGGACAUCCUAGGAAGGAGACUUGCUUCCUCCGACAAUCUGCUUUUGGCAUCAUCUUCUCAAUGGCGGUGUCUUGUGUCUUGGCCAAAACCAUCACUGUGGUUGUUGCUUUCAUGGCCACCAAACCAGGGUCCAGCAUGAGGAAGUGGGUGGGGAAAAGACUGGCCAACUCCAUUAUUCUUUCCUGCUCACUUAUUCAAGUAAGCAUUUGUAUGUUGUGGCUAGGAACCUCUCCCCCUUUUCCAGAAUUUGAUAUGCAGUCCCUGAGUAGAGAGAUUGUGGUAGAAUGCAAUGAAGGAUCCGUCGUCAUGUUCUAUGUUGUUCUGGGCUACAUGGGGCUUCUGUCCUUCAUCAGCUUGACUGUGGCUUUCCUAGCCAGGAAGUUGCCUGACAGUUUCAAUGAAGCCAAGUUUAUUACCUUCAGCAUGCUGAUGUUUUGCAGCGUUUGGGUGUCUUUUGUUCCAACCUACCUGAGCACCAAAGGGAAAUACAUGGUAGCGGUGGAGAUCUUCUCUAUCUUGGCCUCUGGUGCUGGUUUACUGGCUUGUAUCUUUUCCCCUAAAUGCUAUAUUAUUCUUCUAAGGCCAGAGUUAAACAACAGGGACCAGUUAAUUUGGAGGAAGUGUUAA